Messenger RNA from Prinia subflava (tawny-flanked prinia), 5188 nucleotides. RefSeq names its product AKNA domain containing 1 (gene AKNAD1). The coding region runs from base 216 to 2780 and encodes 854 amino acids. The record is from RefSeq and is a predicted model, not a curated record. The transcript is spliced from 15 exons. NCBI's taxonomy places the organism in Eukaryota, Metazoa, Chordata, Aves, Passeriformes, Cisticolidae.
CCGGCCCCGCCCGGACCGGCCCCGCUGCACGCCCGCACUGCCCCGAACGGGAAUGGCACGGCCGCGCUGCUGCACUGGUGCUCGCAGGAAAGCGAGGCUGCCAGUUCGCCUCUGCCGCCUCGAGCGACUGCGGAUAAGAUUUUGAUCCAUGCAAUAAUAAAAGCUCUGUCCACAACUGGCAAAGCAAUGGCAUUGAUAUUCCACAUAAACUGGAUAUGGAGACUACAAAAAAGUGCAAACUAUCAGACUGGAUGAAAGCCCAAAUGAAUAAUUCAUUUUCUGAUCCAUUAGGCUGUAGCACAGAUGCAACUGAAGAGGAAGAUUACUUAGUUUAUGAUGGAUAUGUAGGAACAAGCUGUAAAUACAACAAUAAUUCAGAUAAUUUGAAUGCCUGUAGUUGUACAAAAGAUAUUUCUGGUAUUUUAAACUUAGCCUGUUCUGAAGACAGCAAAAACAUAAACGCAGCAGCCAAUUAUGAAACUCCUCUCCAGCCUGAAGAAUUCUCCAAUCAUCACAGAGGCACCAGAGGAACAACUGCAGUUCCAAUUGAAAUGCCUGGAAGUGAAGCUCCCUUUAAGAGGGAAUUACCUGUUGGUAGUUCCAGUAAACCAGAGACCAAACAACGUGUAACUACCUCCAGGAUGUCCAAUGUCCUUCUGCGUCAUUUUUCUAGGGGAGAAUUACUAAGCACAUGCCACUUAAUUGAACGUGAGACAAUACCAGAGGUGUCCUUUACUGACAGUAUCGAUGACACCGGGAGCAAACCUGAGCCUUCAGAACACAUCAAAGGCCCUUUAGUGCAUGAACAAUGGGCAACAAGCUCUGAGGAAUAUCCCUUAGAAAAGCACGAAGAAGUAAAGGCUUGUGACAAAAAUGGAAACGCGUUCAAUGAAAACAGAUCUGUUUCAAAGAAACCUGUUUUUUCUUCUGGUCAGUGUGGGUGCAGACAAGAAUAUUCACAAUCAAUUGAUGAGACUGGAGAUACACACACCUUUCAAAAUAUGAAAGAUGACAGACCCCUGUUUAAGAGAACAGUUUCACCUUGUGAGCUCAAAUAUGGCCAAGCUCACUAUUGCCUUCCUGACUUCUCUGAAGUUGCUUCAGAAGUACUAAAAAAACCUGACAAUAUUACCUCAGUUCCUUCAACUGAGAGAGCAAAACCCUUUCCUACUUUGCAAAGUAAAUCAGUAACUGUGAACAACAUAUUGGAAAAUAAGAAUUACUUCAAUUCUGCUGAAGUACAGAAUCAAGAAGAAAGGAGUAUUUCAGAACUGCUGCGACAGCUACAGAUGCUGACACAGCAAGCUGACAUCCAGAAUCAUAUUGACCAUCUGAGAUUUGAUCCUAAGAUACUUCCUCAGUCAGACUUUGCAAAUGCCAGCAUUGCCAUUUCCUCAGGACACACUGGGACACCACCUGAUGUCACAACAUUACGUGCUCCUGUCCCUGUACAACCUACACACGGUUUGCUUAAAGCAAGACUGCAGCCUGGAACAGCAGCCUCAGCACUAGCAGGGACAGCAGCAGCACAGUGUCUAAAUCCUUCUCAUUCACUGCCACAACUCACACUAGGAGAAAAGAUGUCUCAAAUACUAAAGGAUCAGACAGAGCAACUGGCUAAGAAAGUGGAAGACUUCUCUAAGCAUAUGAUCCAGGAAACAUUCUUUUUACAAGACAAAUAUCUGGCAUUAAAUCAACUGAAAAGAUACCUUGAUGCCUUGGAAAGAAAUUAUUUAAAAGCUAGAGAAGAGCACCACAGCUUACAGCUGCAGAACUACAAGGACAAGCCUAUCAACCUUGGAGAGUUUGAUCCUGAGAGAAGGGUGGAAGGAGGAAUAUUCAGACUUGGCAUGCUGCUUGAAGACAUUCAAGAACAAAUCGAAGGCAGCAAAGGCAGCCUGUCAUCAUUACCGACCUCCUGUGAAUCUGCCCAGUCUUUCUGUGAGAGCUCCCCAGUUUCGAGCAUUGCUGAUUUUCCACAGAGAAGAGGUCCUGAAACUCCAUUUUUUCACAAGAACCAUGAGGGAGAAAGAAGUCAGACAACUGAUGUAAUCCCACCAACAAAUCAACUUUCUUUAGAAGGCAAAAAGUGCAAUCUCUGUCUUCACAUAAACACAAACAUCCAGGAUGGAAAAAGUGGCACAUCUCCACCCUUCCUGCAGAGAAAACCAACUGACUUAUCAGAUACCAACCUGAGCAGCGAUUCAGAAGACUUCUCAGACCAUGAUUCUUAUAAUGAUUCACAAAGCAAGGACCUUGACAACUGUGACACUCUAAGUUACAAAUCAUUAAAUAUGAGAUUACGUGGAGAGAGAAAAGGACUUCGAUGCAGAUGCCCCAGGGGAAGCAGAGAUCAAGGAAAACCCAGGAAUUACAAAGGGUCUAUUCACUCUUGUACUCUAUGUAGAAAAAGCAGCUGUGGUUCAUCCUCUUAUUCACAGAGGAGACUCUCCAGUCAGAAGGCUCAAAAAACCAAACAGCCAGGUGAAGUUGUAACCAGACUUUGUGAAAGGAAAUCCUUUGAGGCUGCCCAAACCUGCUGUUCAAGCACAUAUGAUAAAAUUAUCCUUUCACAUCAGUACCUAGCCAGCAAGAAAUCUGCCCAAAGAAAAUCUGCAAUCAACCUCAGAAACAGAAAUGCCAAUGAUUCCUAUGCAAAUAUUUUAAGUUCUACUCUGGAUCAUGCCAUAGAGACAGCAAACAGCUUGAAGAAAGCUACAGAGCGAAUGGUACAAGCAGUUUCAGAAGACCUAGCUAAAGUUAAAAGAAAAGAGUUUUAAUCACCUAGUUCAAAUGCUUAUUGUUCUGCUGGUUCAUACUUAAGUCUUAGUAUCUCUGCAAAAAUAAAAUAAUGAACAUGAAAUGUCAGCUAGCUAACUCUGUCAGCUGUUCUGUACCUAUUGGUACUAAACCAAACCAGAGCAUACACUGGAAUACAGGUAUUCCACAUUUACACUCAGUCUUAAAACUGUAGAACAAAUUAUUAAUUCUACUGAAAGUCCUCAGUAGGUUGACUAAUCCCCAUUACUGUGUACAGAUACCUUUUCUAAGUAUUCACUUAAGACAGCUUAAUAAAAAUUGGCUUAAACAAGCAAAAUUAACUUUCUGACUUGGAUUCUCCCCCUGUCCCAAGUGUGAGAAUAAACCUCAGUCAUUAUUACAUAUCAUUUCUUCCCACACUUCAACAGCAGCUGCUUAAUCACACCAAGAGAAAACAGCCUCUGUACCUGAGACAUGUAGAAACACACGUCAUCUUAAGAUACCAAAUCAGUCAACAUUUGGAAUUAUUUUGGUUUUAGAGUGCCCUACAUUGAGAGUUGUUUGUUUUUCAGAAACAUCUUUGUAUGUUGCAAUGACUGAAUUACACCAUUUGGUGUUUAUGCAUUUGUAACAAUUAAAUUGGUUCCUUCAAUGUGAUGUCCUUCAUUUGUCAGAUAUAUUUGGCUUUGACAUUUUAGCUGAUGGCAAGUAGAUUGGAAAAUUGUAAAAUACUGUGAGCCAAGAAAAGUAAUCAAUUCUUUUCCUUCUAACAUCCAUUUAACUGCAAUGAUUAAAGGCAAGCAGUUAACAGCCUUGUUGUUAUCAGGGAUGCUACUCACUGAAGCCCAAGCACAUAAGGACUGAUGAAAACCAAAUUAGAAAUGCCAAUGCAUUCCUUAAAAAGGACAGUCAUUUUCAGGCAAACCUGAGCAAUCUCAUCAGUGGUGGGUACAGAAAUAAUCCAGACUGUUCAUACAAGCAGUGACUGCUAAACUCACUGCCAUGUGCCACUUACUCACUAGCCUGAGUCAAUGGCUUUUUCAGGGCUUCUUCCACCCUUCACAGCCAACAAUAUCGUUCAACUCUUUUCUUCCUUAGCCUCUUACUGUACACAUCCUUAUAACUUCAUUUGCCUCUGCUUAUUAUCCCUGGUUUUGCUUUAUUUAGUUUAAUAUUUGGAAUAUCCCCAUUAUUUGCAAAUGAACUUAAUAAAUGAAGUAAUUGCUGCAGCUUUCUAGAUGUAAUUAAAAAAAAAAAGAUUCAUCUCUUUCACAGAAAUCUCUCCUCAUCACAGCUUGUUCUAAAUCUCUUGUUUAUCCUGGAUCCCUGCACCUGCUGUCCUGUGCCUGACAGCAACUGCCUAAGAUAAAUCAGACUGAAAAAGACAAUAAUGUAAUGACAUUUCCUCAGAACAGUCUCUGUCAAGCCCAGAGUCCUUCCAAACCAGCAGUAACAUUUAUACUUACUAGCCCUAUAAAUACUUGUCAUACACUGAGGAUUUUGUUUCCCAUAUAACAAUUUAGAGCAUGUCAUUACUGCAUGACCUCUGAUACUAAAGGUCUUUUUGUUCUCAUUUGACAGCUGCAGGUUUCAUGUGUUAUUUCACACACUGAAUAGGAAGAUAAUCCUUCAGUCUGAACACUAAAAAGAUUUUUGAGGCUUCCAUCACACACUCCACCAUCAUCUUUUUUCCCCUUGAUCAAGGAUCUUAGUCUAGCCAUUCUUGACAUGAAGAUUGUUCCAUACCUUUGAUUUUCUUUAGUAAUUUCUGAAUCUUGCCCAGAUUUCCAGAUUCAGCUUUAAAAAUCAAUUGCUGGGCCCAUAUGUAGCACUACAUAAGUCUUUUAAUAUGCAUAAUAUGAAAAUAUGAACUUUCAAAACUAUAAUAGACCUUGUACAUGUACUCUGAAAUACUAAGAUUUUGUUUAUACUGACAGAACUCUUUCCCAUUCUUGAUCAUCUGAUUCUUGAUCUAGAGAAAAUGUAACAGAGAGGAUCCUUGGGGGAAAAAACCCCAAAUGUCUUGAAUAUAACUUCCACUUACCUGCUUCAUAAGCUGUUUUGAGCUACAUAUUGGUGCCAGAUUUCCUAUCAUUUUCCUAUCUUUAUAAUUCUACCUUUACACUAACAUUUGGCUUUGCUUUGCCUGAUGGAAAAAGGGAAUAAAGGGUAGCAAAAAACCAAACUAAGCCUUUUGAGUUAUCAGCUGGUGAUAGCACUUAGGCCUGAAGCAGAGACAUGGAAAAAGACUUAACUCCUGAAUAUACAGAAGUAAUCCAGAAUUGUGAGCUGUUAUUUCUUCAACUCUGUACAACUAAAAAAAAUAUCAACACAAUAGAUUUUACUGAAAUCAAUUAUUUCAGUCCUCAAGUGUAACACUAAUGUCAGCUAUUUUCCUCUGUACUUCACUACUUUCCAGCUUUAGGAA